AUGGCGUCGACGCAAAACGACGGUUCAGGUCGCGACGGCGGCGCCGCGGACGGCGUCUCGACGUCCAGGAGCGAGUCGAUCAACAUGUUUCGCAACUACGAGCUCAGGACGGCGUACGCGAGCGCGAAGACGCGGACGCUGCCGACGUGCGUCGUGAGCGGGUUUCUCGGCGCCGGGAAGACGACGCUCGCGCGACGGGCGCUGGAGAAUCGAGGUGGACUGCGCGUCGCGGCGUGCGUGAACGAUUUCGCGAGCGUGAAUGUGGACGCGAGGUUGGUUCGAAGGACGGCAACGGGAGGAGAGAGCGAGGAUGGUUCGAGGAAGAGCGAGGCGCGAGUGACGGAGCUCACGAACGGUUGCGCGUGCUGCGCUUUGCGGGACGAUUUAGAGGCGAGCGUGGUGGAGCUGCUAAACUACGGCGACGGCGAUGGGUUUGAUUACGCGUUGAUCGAGACAAGUGGUUUGGUGGAUCCGACGGAGAUCGCGGCGAGAUUGGAUCGGAGUUUCGGGCCGCUCACGCGCGCUCGAUUGGACAGCGUGGUGUGCGUCGUUGAUGCAGAGAUUGCCGCUGACGGCGGGCCAGAUAGCGAACGCGACGUAUGGAAUGCGCAACUAGCAUGUGCGGAUGUCGUUCUGUUGAAUAAGGUUGAUUUGCUGCAUGGAGACGCGGAUAAGUUGGCCAGAGCGAGGAGCGUGAUAGAGGUCAAAGCGCCAGGCGCGCGCGUUUUAGAGUGCGUAAACGCGGACGUGCCAUUACCGAGUUUCUUAGACGUCGAUGUCGUCCCGCAACCGGAAGGGAAGAGUGGGCACGAUUGGGGAUCAGGACUGCUGCCGUAUGUACUCUCAACCACGGGUGGGCGAUUGAGAAAGCCGAAAUUGGACGACGGUUCUGUCGUCGUCCGAUCCACUGGUCCGCUGUCGCUGGAUCCAGCGAAGCGUACGACGCACUACUCCGGCGGUAAACGUAGCUCGUGCAACUCCGUUGCAUUUGAAACGUCGGGAUCUCUCGUGUUUGCGCGUUUCGAGCAUUGGGCGACGAAGAUGAUGCCCAAAUCUACGAUGCGCUCCAAGGGGGUGCUCACUCUCGCGGAGGACGGUUCUCGCGGCGGCAGUUACGAUUUCCACUUCUCUGGCAAGUGUCGUAUCGAACUCGAGCCGAGCGUCGGCGAACUCGUUAGUGCGACGAGCACGUGUCUGGUGAUAAUCGGCGAGGACUUGGAUGAGGUUGCGGUAACACGAGACGUCGCGACACUCGAGCAGCCUUUGCCCGCUGCUGCGUUGCGAGUGCUUCCAGAGUUGAAGAGGCGGAUAUCGCGGAGCAUGGCCGAAGAUUUGAGAUUCGAGAUCGAAAAUGUUGAUGACGCGAACGCUCUGAUCACCUUCCGUCUCACGGGUGCGGCGUCGAACGGGUUCACGGUGGCGGAAUUGGAAGAGUCACACGGCGUCGAUUUCAACACUAUGAAUAUCGACCUUCUUCGCGCCGUCAAUGCCUCGGGCGAGGGUGAGUGUUUGCUCGUGCCGUUUGAAUCGCGAGAUAAAGUCACAAAGUUCGGCAAACCGCAAAUUUUCUUGCGUCUCGCCGUGGUGAGUGGCUACGAGGAGUCGUAUGAAGACGUCGACGGGAUGGCGGGCGCGCGCGUGGAGGGCGCUUGGUCGUGCGUCCGUCGUCGAGCCGAACGCGUGCUCGAGCGACACAUCUCCCACAUACCGCGAUGUAAGUGUGGUUUCUAG
Molecule: messenger RNA, 1731 nt
Organism: Ostreococcus tauri
Lineage: Eukaryota; Viridiplantae; Chlorophyta; Mamiellophyceae; Mamiellales; Bathycoccaceae
Product: Cobalamin (vitamin B12) biosynthesis CobW-like,C-terminal
Exons: 1
Coding region: 1-1731 (576 amino acids)
Cellular component (GO): cytoplasm
Source: RefSeq, a predicted model, not a curated record